UGCGGUUAUGAGGAGCCGUUGCUACCACCGAAGAAGCGCGCGCCGCCCUUCUUCGGCGGUUCCUCGGCGCUCGCGUCGCUGUCGUCAGAUGUUUUAGAGCGACUCGGCGCGUAGUGGCUGCGCUUCACACGGAUAAUGGGUCCUUAAAAAACGGUCGGGACGGAGAUUUAAAUUGUUAAACCGGCUGUAUGCCACCCAGUUUGAGGAAACGCUCCAUACGCUCAAUGCUAGCUAGUUAGCCGACCGCGUUAGCACUUUUGCUAAUGCUGACAGCAAAGCUAGCGACUAGCUAACGGUAGCAUGCUAGCUGGACAUGUCAGCGCAGUCCAGCUCGAGUCAGGCACAGGCGUUGGCUGCGCGGACAGAGCGUACAAGUUUAACUUUUACAUCGUGGGACCGCUAUUGCCACAGCCGUUGUCCUUUGCUACAACUGCAGUGCGGGUUGUCAACAGAAAGCAGUGUUCCUUUACUGAGAAGCUUGCUUUAAAGUGUGACAGGUCUCUUUCAGAAGAGCAUAAUGCAGUUUUAGUCAAACUUGGAAACGACCAGUUUUGCUCACCUGGUGUUGGGAAAUGAGUAGUGCACUGGUAUUUCCUUUCUCCGACAUGACCCCUAAACGUGGUAAUUUUAAACGAUGUUAAUCAGGUGCCUUUUGAACAGUUAACGCUAGCUAAGUGUCCAAACACCAGGAGCAAGGUAGGGUACUCCAGGUACAUCCCGUAGAAGACUGUACACAGUCACUUGUGACCCCCACCUCCCCACUUUGUAUUGUCAUAGCGCUUUGCUCCUCAACAGUUAAGAGUGUGUUGUGAUUUAAAAAAAUAAAAAUAAAUUGCAUCUAGUUAAGACAACGUUUGGGGCAUGCGGAAAACAAGACAUAGGACGUCCCGAACCCCAGCUGUCACAGAAUACUUUAGGCCCACCUCAGAGUAGGAAAAAACAAUUUCUAAUAUUUUAAUCUCCCCAUCUGGAUGUCUGAUUUGGAAAUCAACAUAGAUCCGUAUGUAUUUCCUCCAUGUUGAGAUUUAGACCCGAUGAAGGGUAGAGGGACCUCAAUGCAAAUUUUAUUUUAAAGUAAGUCUUAAUAGCUUAAAGAACCCUUGCAGUUUGGAGCCCGCAAAAUGUAAAUCCCAAGGUAGAUGGUUAAGUUUAUCCCUUAAGAAGAUGAACAUAUUUGUUGGUGCAAAUCUUGGCUGUAUCUCUCACUAGCCUGAAGAGGGCACUGUUAUUUACAUGAGAGUAAGCAUUAAGCUCUUUGAAGGAAAGCCUUUCAUUUCUACACCCUAAGAACGACAAUGGAGAGCUCUUCAGUCUACAUGUGUUUCCCCUGUUACCGUGAGUUCCCUACACUCGAGGAAGUGUUGACCCAUCAGCUGACGUGCACGGCCGAGAGCACACAGACUCUGGCUGCAGGGACCCCUGUCGAGGCUGCUGCCCUCGCUGCCGGUCUCCCACAGUUGACAGCUCAGUCGUUGUCUGCUGCUCAGGUGCAAUGUCAGGUGGACACGGACCUGACUCAGUUGGGGAUGAGCCUUGUCCAGAUGGAGGCGGGGCUUUCUCCCACACAGGACCGGCGGAAAGUCCUGCCCUCCUCCGAUGCUCCUCGCGUCCUCUACCAGUGCGCUGACUGCGAGCUCCUUUUCGACGCUCUCUCCUUGUGGCAGCAGCACCGCAAGAUGGGCUGCUGCCAGGUGCCUGGCCCGGGCCCGGGGGCAGAGCCAGAGGUGGAUCAGGGGGCGGAGCACAUAGAGACAGUCGCUGCCUUUCAGCUGCAGCCCCCCGCAGCUGACGCCGAGCAGGGCGAGUGGGCUGAAUCGGAAGUGAGUGUGGAAACCUCCGCAGAGGGACUCGCAGAAUUGGUGGAGAACGAUCCAGAAGAAGUAGUCAAGGCCGUGCCUUCGCUGCUGAGCUCGGCGAGCAAUGGUGACCGGCCCGAAACUGAGCAUGAGCCGUCGGAGGUGCCGGCCACGCAGGCUGCCGGAACGGCGGUGGAGCCCCUGGAUGAGCAGAGCCCGCCAGUGAAGCGGCGGGGGCAGAAGAAGGCGAAGCUGCUCUCCAGCCUGCUCUGCGUGGAGUGUGGCCAGUGCUUCUGCCUGGUGGCAGAGCUGAUGGCGCACCGCAAGACAGCGCAUGGCCUGCGGGAUGCCAUCCAUCGCUGUGGCGUGUGCGGCGAAGGCUUCAUCAACACCACCCUCUUCCUCUAUCACCGCAAGCAGCACCGUGCCCAGGUGGAGGGGGUGCAGCGGGAGGCGAUCUCGCCCGUGCAGCAGCUCUCCACCGCCCUGCUGGAGGCGCCGGGCGAGGGCCUGCUUCUGCUCGCCACCGCCGGCGAGGGCCAGAGCCUGAUGGAGCUCGCCGGCCUGGGGCAGGCUUUGCCCGAGGGGGUGCCUGUCGCCCAGGUGGAGGUGGAGCUGGACCCUGAUAACGCAAGGGUGGACGAGGUCCAACAGUGCGAGCAGGAGGUGGAGGAGAGCGUGGAGGCGGAGGUGGAGGGCGUGGUGAGCAUGGAGGUGGAGAACACCGAAGAAGUGGAGGCUCAGGCACAGAUCGAGGUGGAGGCAGAGCAGGAAGCAGGGAAUGAGGAGCAACUAAAGGAUGGCGGUGAAGGGCAGGUGGAGGAGCAGAUGGAGGAGCUGCUGGAGGUGCCAGCGUCAAACACGGGCUCCUCAGCUGGCCCCAGUUUCCUCUGCAGUCAGUGCGGGUCCUCCUUCAAAGCUGAGCAGGAACUGGCACAGCACCGCACUACCGAGCACGGCCUGGCAGGGGCGCUGCACACAUGCGUGGAGUGUGGGCAGGAGUUUAUGAGCACUACUCAGUACCUGUACCACCGCAAACAACACCGUGGGAGCUCCUCCGUGGGGCUGCUGCCUUUCCCCUCCACCAGGCUGACCUCGGCGCUCACCGCUCCAGCCAAACAGAGGGACAUCAUCCUGCUGAGGAGAUCAGAGCCGCUGCGGGUGGCGACGUCGAUUGAGCCCUCGGCCCCUCCUCCCGACGCCGCGCUGGAGGCUCCGGCUAAGCUGAGCCGUGACUGGUCGCGCACGCCGCUCCCUCAUGAGUGCCCGCAUUGUGGGCUGGGCUUCACGCGCCGUGGCCUCCUGCGUGAGCACGUCUUCCAGCACACGGGCGAGAAGCUCUUCGGAUGCCACGUGUGCCACAAGAGCUUCCCGUCCCCGGCCAGCCUCCUGCGGCACGGCCUGACACACGGGGGGUCCCGUGCCUUCUCCUGCCCCAUAUGCGCCCGCGCCUUCUACCAGGCCACCUCACUCAAGCGCCACAUGCUCACGCACGAGGAGGGCACACCCGACAGGCGGGGUGGGGCCAGGGGUAAGGGCCGGGGCCGCUCACUGGGGGACGGCCGUCUGCACGUCUGCCCCGACUGCCCGGCCAGCUUCAAGCUGGACUCCCAGCUGCAGACCCACAGGCUUCUGCACACCAGUCACCCGUUCCCCUGCAACACGUGCGGCCAGGCGUUCAAGCGUCGCAAGGAGCUCGACCUGCACUCCCUCAUCCACCAAGACAAGGAGCCCAAGUCGUGUCCCAAGUGCGGCUCCCAGUUUCUGAACCAGGCCGUGCUGGACCUACACCUGCAGCGCUGCACGGGCGAGCCUCCACCUCAGCGCCGCCGCUACAAGGGCCACGGGCGCGGCCGCGUGGGCGGCCAGCUGGAGUGUGACAUGUGCGGCCACCGCUGCGUGACGCAGGACGGCCUGGACCUGCACCGCCUCUCGCACACGGGCCAGACGCCGCUGCGCUGCCCUCUGGCACCCUGCAGGAGGCGCUUCGCCUCCAGCUCGGCGCUGGCUGAACACGUGUUGUCUCACUGCCGCGGCGCCCUGGGCAAGCGCAGCGCCCCCCGCCGCUACACCUGCGACUACUGCAGCAAGGAGUUCGCCUAUGCCUCCACCUUCGCUGUGCACAUGCGCACGCACACCGACGAGAGACCUUUCGAGUGCAAGCAGUGCGGGAAGCGCUUCCGCCAGCUCCCGCACCUGCAGGACCAUGAGCGCAUCCACAGUGGCGAGCGCCCGUUUGCCUGCUGGGUGUGCGGCAAGAGUUUUAGCGUGGCAGCGCGCCUGACGGAGCACGCCCGCGUACACAGCGGCGAGCGCCCCUACGCAUGCCCCCGCUGCCCCACCGCCUUCCGCUCGCGCCCCAACCUUGACAAGCACAUGCGCCAGCAUGCUGGCGAGCCCGCCCCCCCGCCAGCCACCGUGGCCGACGACAACAGUGCCGCCGUGCAGACCAUCCUGCUGGUGCAAGAGGCGCCGUCGCCCACGACGACCGCUGCCACCCUGCCGCUGCUCCAGGAUGGCACGGUGGUUGCCGAACAGCACACCCCCUCCGUGGUCUUCCUCCACCCUGGUGUCGGCAUGCCGACCGUAGCGAUGCCAGCUAUAUCGUUGGUUGAGGGGCAGGAGGUCCCGCACACCAUAGAAUUCAUCAUAGAGGAGACCGUGUAGAAAAGGGGAUGGAGGGAGAGAGAGGUGGAGAAAAGAAAGGGGAGGAUAAGGGAGCAAAUGGAGAUGAGAGAAGGAGACAGUGAGAGAUGGAGCAAUUUGCAAAAAAGGGGGUGAGGAUGGCCUCAGAAAGAGAGGCAGAAAGGGAGAAGGAGACAAUGAGCUGAACUCAAAGCCUUACAGGAGUGUAUGAGUGUGAGUGUGUGUGUAAGUAAAAAAGUGUAAGAGAGUGGGUGAUGAUUAAUUUAAGAAGCUGUGCAGACCUACUUACCUUUUUGGUCUUCAUUGGCAGUAGUGGACAAGGACACGUUUCAACUACUCUGAAUUAAAAGGAAGGCGGUAAAAUCCGCGUUUGAGCGCGCCGUUUAAGAGCAGUGUACAUACAUUAGCCUUUAUGUUCUCACUAUGUUUCCUUUUGGCAUGUGUGGUCCAUAACAUUUGUAGUGUGUUUUUAAAUAAAA
Electrophorus electricus (electric eel) is the source of this 4921-nucleotide messenger RNA. It is a transcript of the gene znf574, whose product is annotated as zinc finger protein 574. Lineage: Eukaryota; Metazoa; Chordata; Actinopteri; Gymnotiformes; Gymnotidae. Gene Ontology annotation, molecular function: RNA polymerase II cis-regulatory region sequence-specific DNA binding; DNA-binding transcription activator activity, RNA polymerase II-specific. Gene Ontology annotation, cellular component: nucleus. Gene Ontology annotation, biological process: regulation of transcription by RNA polymerase II. The record is from RefSeq and is a predicted model, not a curated record.